CGCAUUUCAUUCUCGGCUCGCACGUCGUCGCAAACGGUUCACCAGCUAAGUGGCUCUAUUUGGCGGUUCGGUUCGGUUCGGUUUGGUGUGGUUUGGUUUGAUUCGAUUUCGGUUUUCAGUCUCAUUCCAAAAGCUAUCAGUGGCCGAGUGCAUUUCCUAACAUUGGCAUUGGCCAGACCAGACCCCUGCUCUGUGCGUGCAUCUGCUUUGUUUUACUUCAUUUAUUUUGGAUCGGAUCGGUUCGGAUCGCAAGCGUUGAUGAAAUUUCGUCUUCUUAUUGUUAUUAGUGCUGCUGCAUUUUGUCUGUCGUCUCUGAGCCCACGGCAAUUUUCGUUGGCGGGGUGACGAAAGUGCAAAGAGUCGCCCAAGCUUCCAUUAAUUAGAGAGUGUGUAUUACGAUUACUGAUUGGAUUGAUUGGAGCUCGGAGCCCACCAUGUUGCUACAGAUCGUGUCUUUAGCGGCAAUUUUAACGGCUGCGCAAUGCUUUCAAUUGAACAUGACGCAGUUCUAUGAGAUGCCGCAGCUGUACGACUUGGACGACUACGACCGCUGCAUGCAGGAACUGGAUGGGGAGACCUCCACCUACUGCUUUGUCCGGGCCCAAGUCCAACCGGAUGAGUCGGUGGCCGCCUGGCGAGCCAUCGCCGAGAUCUCGCGCUACGAUCGCCAUCACUUCGACCACCGCCAGCUGUACUUUGGCCUCUGCCUGAGGGAAUGCGAGGCCUCCCUGGCCGGACUGGACGACGCCGAGCUGGAAUCGCUGCAGCCGGGUCUGCUCACGGAAAAUGAGAAGGUGAAUGUGUACCUGGGGCUGUUCUCUAUGGAGUCGCAGAACCGAGAGCAACAUCAGCGGCUGACGAGUGCCUGCCUCAACUGGCGGCUGAAGCGGCGAGGAUUCAGUCUGCGGGCCAAGAGCGUGGUGGAGUACUGCGAUGAGGCUGGACGAGUGGUCCAGGAUGAUGCCUGGAACUUGACAUUCUAUGGGCUACUGUGCGGUCUGAUGGUUCUGGCCAGCUUGGGCAGUCUCGUGGAUCUCUUGCUGAAGCGGCGGCGUCACGACAAGAUGCUCAAGGAGCGGGAUCACUACAAGACCCCACCCAAGAGCCUCGCCCAGCAGCUGCUGCUCACCUUCUCGGUGGCUCGGAACUGGUAUCGGCUCAACCAGGAGCCCAACGGCAAGAUCGGACGCGAGCUGCGCUUCCUCGACUGCUUCAAGUUCUUUUCCAUGUUCAUGGUUAUCUUUGCGCACACCAACUGGGUGAUCUACGAGAGCGCCAUCAGCAAUCCCCAGGAUCCCGAGCGUCUUUUACACACGGCCGCGGGCACACUCCUCGUCUCCGGCUCUCUCAUCACGGUAACGUUCUUUGUGAUCAGUGGCCUCCUUCUCACCAUCAACUGGCUGGCGGUGGCGCGUACGGUGCAGUCCAAGGCAGAGUCCUGGACCUUUCUGCAGUACGCCGUGCUCUUUGUCAAGUUCAACGUGUUCCGCUACAUUCGACUGACAGUGCCCUAUGCCUUUGUUCUGCUCUUGAGCGGCGUGUACUUUGACACUGCCGGAGGUCCGCUCUGGCGGCACAUCUACGAGCGGGAGCAACUGGCCUGCCGUCGUAACUGGUGGACCAAUCUCCUGUACAUCAACAACUUUGUGCAGACGGACGAGCGCGUAAGUGGAUCCAUACCGAGCUGCUAAGGAGCUGCUUCAUUUGAUG
Messenger RNA from Drosophila miranda, 1710 nucleotides. RefSeq lists its product as uncharacterized. The transcript is spliced from 4 exons. The coding region runs from base 435 to 1691 and encodes 418 amino acids. The record is from RefSeq and is a predicted model, not a curated record. NCBI's taxonomy places the organism in Eukaryota, Metazoa, Arthropoda, Insecta, Diptera, Drosophilidae.